Molecule: messenger RNA, 5945 nt
Organism: Opisthorchis viverrini
Lineage: Eukaryota; Metazoa; Platyhelminthes; Trematoda; Opisthorchiida; Opisthorchiidae
Exons: 27
Coding region: 1-5802 (1933 amino acids)
Biological process (GO): dense core granule exocytosis; synaptic vesicle exocytosis
Source: RefSeq, a predicted model, not a curated record
AUGCUAAGUACCAAAAAUAUCUCUGUUCUUUCUUUUCAUUACAGCGAAUAUCGUCAAUUCGACCUGAGAAUCCGACAAGACCAUCUGAGGGACCCAAGAAUAAACGUGUGUGAUCAGGCAUCUACAUCCAUAGGCUUGCUUACGGGUGCAAAACAACGUGCUACCAAGUGUCCAAGUACGGGGUGGCAACCUCUCAACUUUGAACAGCAGGCCAAAUUCGAUCUAAGCAAAGGGUUAUCUCAGAGGGCGCCGUUAUUAUCUGCCAUACCCCGACCACAACAGUAUCAGAUCCCUCAAGGAACCAAUCGUGACAUUCCAGCAAGUGACAGCACCACACGCACUUCCACCGGCGUCACACAAUUCAGUGUCAGUUUUGAAGGGAUUUCUGAGUCUGGUCCUAUGGGGACACGACUUAGUCCGGUGGGCAGCAGUUGUUGGUCUUCUGAACAGCAUAUAUCCCAAGAUUCCUCUUCACUAAUUAGUGGCAGUACUAAUUCGGUUUCCGCUGGGCGUUCCAUGAGUUCUGGCAAACAGCAAACCGUUCAGGGCCAUGCACCUAACCCAUUGCAGAGACAACCCUCUUCAGGAACAGCUGGAUCCGGGGGUAAUUAUUCUCUGGACACACAUCACUUGCAGUCGGCAUCCCAUUCGGUCCGUUCUGCGCCUCUCUGUCUUGGAAGCCCAAUCCAAACAAGAUACUUCCGUCAGCUCACGCUGGACACACAGCCGAACCCGCAACAAGGAGGGCCGACGCCACCGUCGCUGGUGGUUAGUGACCCAGAAGAAGAGCAACACAGACGGACGCUUCAGAUAUACGUGUUCGCGGUUCGGUGUGUUGCUUACCCCAUUUUGUCUCCUAUAACCCAAGGCCCAACCAGACGGUAUUUACGGGUAAACAAAGAUUAUUUACUCACACUAAAAGAGCGCUUCCAAGGCCUUCCAAAAAUCCAUAAACCAGAUGUCCCGGUGAGACCGAUAGUAGACGGGAUAGGUUCCCCACCGCAUGAACUGGCCAGAUUCUUGGCCGGUAUUUUAAAGCCCCUCACCGAGCAAUCUAGUGCUUACAUUAAGUAUUCAUAUGACUUCGCCAACAAAGUAACGGGUGUCACUGUUGAACCAGAUGACAUCCUUGUAAGUUUCGAUGUGAAUUCGUUAUAUACAAAUGUGCCAAAAGGGGAUUCUUUAGAAAUAGCCAAGCGAUUGCUAUUAGCGGACACCACCCUUUCAGAACGGACACAGCUUACGGUAGAUGAAAUAGUGGAAGGCAUAAAAGCAUGUCUGAAUCUCACCCACUUCGUCUUUGAUUCAGUGGUUUAUACUCAAGAACAGGGUCUAUCAAUGGGAUCUCUAAUAUCCCCGGUUUUGGCAAACAUAUUUAUGGAAGAAUUUGAACAGAGAGCUUUAGCCGGAUUCCCAUACCCACCAAGGAUAUUCUGGCGUUAUGUAGAUGACACUUUUGUCGUGAUGAAACGGGAUAAGUUUAGUGAGUUUUACAACUAUCUCAAUGAACUGAGCCCAGAAAUCAAAUUAAUGUACGAGAAGCCCAUCGACACUGGGGGAGUUUUGAACUACUUGUCUGCCCAUCCGAAGUCGGUUUUCGCCAGUAUUGCCUCAUCAAUGUUAAGGCGUGUAAGGGCCCUGUGCAUAGAAGAAGCUGAUCAGACGGUGGCCCAAAUUGAGUUUCAGAAUCAGCAACUGAUCGAAGGUUUGUCCCGAGAGAACGUAAUCAGUGCAUGGAAGAUCAAAUUUGAUCAAAUUUGUCGAGGUGGUGAGCGACCGUGCCCUGUUGCCAUGAAACUAGCCGUUCCCCAACCAGAAGUGGUCUCUCCGACGAAAGAACAGCUCUAUGAGCUGUUAAUGCGAACACUAUCCGUUGAAAAGUACGAACAUCAGGUUCUAUUCAACGCAUGCCAGCUGGACAAUGCUGAUGAGCAAGCUGCUCAGAUUCGUCGAGAAUUAUCCGAAAGGCUUUCACUCAUUGAAAAGAUGGCUAGAGAGCGGUCAUAUCCAAAGUUGGUACAUAAGGAAAUGGAAUCGCAAUAUAUCGACGAGGAACGACUGAGGGUCAACGAGCUAAUUCGUCGAGUAGACGCCAUUCCCGUGAUAAAAAGCUAUGCUGGAGCUUCCGGACAAGUUCAGCGCCGGUUUCGCAAAAAAACCAUCCGUGGUAUGCUUUCCAAGUUUGAUGACAGCAGAGUGAGUAAAAGCGAAAUAGAGUUAAACGCUGAGGCUGAUCUGUGGUCUAAACAGUACGGCAUCGAGUCAGCGUCUGUGAGAGGGGCGUUCGGGUCAAGUUCUGCUAUUUCCGAGCAAAUCAUGCCCACCAAAGAAUUAAUUGCUGGUACACUCCACGGACAUGGGAUUAGUCGAGAGGCGAUUCGAAUGAACUUUUCGCUUGAUAUACUGAUUCACCAACUUCGAAACGUACGAAACAUGGCGAACAAAAGGCUUUAUUGCACCGUUGAACUAGACGGAACGGCCGACAAAAAACGGACCGAAACAGUUGAAGCAAGAUCUCCCGUAUGGGACACAACCGCUGAAUUUCAGACUUUCCAGCCGCUCCCACUUGCCAAGGUGCGGUUGCAUAAAGAAUGCUCCGGACCUCUGUCCCUUGAAGACAAGGAAAUCGGAAAAAUAGUCCUCUACCCUUGUUGGACCAGUCCACGUGUUCCCACUUGGUUUCGACUUCUGCCGACAAAACACUGUCAUGAUAUACUCGAAUUACAAAUCUCUGUAACAAUGCGAAGGCCAACCAACUGCAAGUAUGCGAACCACUGCUGGAUACAGGGUAGGACAACGUUCAAGAAGUGGAAGCGAAGAUAUAUUUGUCUAAUACAGGUUUCUCAAUACACAUUUGUUCUUGCGGCCUAUGGGGAACAAAAGUCUCAUCCUACAGAAUUCAUGGCCCUUGAUGGUUUCACUGUUGACUACUGUGAAAGCCGUCCUGAGUUGACGCUUGCCAAUUCGGCUUCACGGACCAAACCAGAUCACAAUGUGUCUUCCUCCUCACUGAACUCCCUUUCGAAACUUCGCUUAUUAAGCAGUAUCGUUCGACCUAGUAGUCAACAGCACAAUGAAGAUUCAUCGAGCAUGUCUCGGCCGGAAGCAGACGGAGUUGCUUCCUUCUUCUUUAAGUUAGUCAGAGAGGGUGAUUCUGUCAUUGUCGCUACAUCCACUGAGGUCGAUCGACAAAGUUGGGUACAAGCUAUCUAUAGAGCGACGGGUCAAACGCACAAGCCAUCUAUGCCAGGUCACCCCGCCAGCAGCUUGUCUACUAGGACCCCUGUUCGUGAAUUUGAGGGUUCACGCCAUAGUGGAAUUGAGGAACUGGCAACCACACCUGUUUACAGUGUUGACCAUUUCGACUUUUUUUGCGAACUACAAGCGCAGAGCCUGAACCAACGACUUCAAGUGAGUGGUUAUCCCGGUAUUUUUUAUUCUGGCAAUUUCCGAAAGGACUCGUUUGUUUCGCUUGGGUGGCCCAGCCCCGGUCAAAAAAUGUUACUCGAAGAGUAUUGCGCACGUUACGGGAUUCGCGAAUGCCAACGUCAUUUGGCCUUCCUGAAAAACCUCCUUGACAAAGCAGAGCAUGGAGUACAAAUUGAUCCGGAUUUGUUCCAUCUGAGCUAUUCCCUUUGUGCCAAUCACGUAACCGGGAAGACGCAGCACGCGCAAGCCGUUCACACUGUCCUGGCAGUAGAACGUGAACAAUUCCAGUACAUUAAGCAACGUUUAACAACUCUGUUAGAAAAACAAAUCACUGAAUUCCGAUACUGUUUUCCGUUUGGACGACCAGAGGGUGCGCUCGAAAAAACAAUCAGUUUGCUUGAAAGGGUGCUCACCAAGGAAACUGGAGAGCCUGCCUCCGCUGAUCUAGUCAGAAAUACAAUUAAAACCUGUCUUCGAAACGCUGCUGUUUUGAACUACGAGAGGAUUUCCGAAUAUGCAACAAUCGAGGCUGUGUCUGGCUUUCGCAUUCAAGACGGUCACCACCUGCAACUAGAAUGUAAAUCCCUGUUUGUUUCGCUUUCUUCUUCAUUUCUACCAGGUGUGGAUGCCGCCAACAAAAGAAUGUAUGAGAUGAUCCAUCUGGCCGAACUGUGCAUAGAAGUACUCAAGCAAAAUGAGGAGCAUCAUGCUGAGGUCAGUAAUUGCCUUCGUGAUCUCAGAAAGAUUUCAUUCUCCUGGUUUAGUGACCUGUUUGUCGCACAUGCGGAGAACUUUUGGUCACUGUUUCAAAUGGAUCUAUUUGACUUUCUCGAUCAGCUUCCAGACUAUCGCUGGGAAAUCUUCGAACUCUUCCAGUUACUGAAUGAUUAUUUGUUGAAUGACACCAAUCUGUGCAACGGCCACUUUCACCAAAACUUAGCUAAUCGCUUCGCGCCUCUAGUGGAUAGCUACAUCGAGCUGAUGGCCGAAAUGACUGAACAAGCUCUGAUCACGGGCUAUCAGAAUGAACGCUGGCUACCUUCCAUCACUGUAGUCGCGGGCGCUGGUCGUAUGGAAGUGCUACCGAAUGGCGACACGCAGUCCGGACUAAAAGUCCAUCCACCAUUGGUGGCGACAGGUUCCGCGCCGUAUACGGAUAACGUGGCGACAUUCGCCGGUACGGAUGCCAUGAAGCAACGUUUAUCCGUCAACUUAGGCGCACAACAACAUUCACCUGGGGAAUUUCGUCGCUCGCUUGGUGGCAAUUUCCAGAACCCUUUGUUCUCCAUUUCUGGAUUGCCAUUCACUUCCGAACCAUUUGCGUGUCCGGAGAGUUCGAGCGGUAUGGUUGGGAGUCGAGCCUGUCAGACGGUGAUCGAGCUACUGUGGCGAUUACACAAACUAAAAUAUUUUGUGCAGGAACUUGCCUGGCCCCAACCAGUGAAAGCGAAGGACCUGAGUGAGCGUAUUCGGGUGUUGUGCGCACAAAUGUUGAGAGAAGGAGUCAAACGAACACUAAUUGAACUGGAGUCAACAGUACGAAAAUGCAGCAAAAACACCGACCUGAUUCUACCGAUCGAAUGUUGUACAAUGCUCAACACCGUAACCGAACUACGGUCGCACCUAUUUUCGCUGUGCCAUUCUAUGGAUACAAGCAACUCUUUAGGUAGUCCCACUAAGGGGACGACACAGAAUGCUAACCAGUUACACAUAGAAACAGAGGAGUUUUUUGAAGGCGUUCACCGCAAUAUGCUUGUUAUUGUCGUGGACCAACUUGUGGCGGUACUGAAUGGAGUUCUCGGGAAGCUAACUCGCUUCGACGAAAACAAGUUACUUUCUUCGCUACUGAGCCUCACGGUGCUUGAAUUAGAUUAUCAGGUUGUCAACACUGCGUUUUGUAACCCCUCUGUUGCUAACGGAUUUACAAUUCAACAGAAACCAACGGACGAGGAGGGUCGAGCGUACUCAGUCUUCGUUCACAAUAACCUGCAACAAUUGAACGACAAUCUGGUGGACGAAGUUUCCCUCAUCUCGCUUUGUGAGAAUUGGUACAACCGACAAAUUCGCAUGCUCUAUGAAUGGCUUGUACAUCGCAAGAGUAUACUUCUGCAUCCAUAUCAAAUCAAAUGUCUUUCAGUCAUUGUAAAAAAAACAUUUUCGUACUUCGAACUGCAAGGGUUACCAAAAUCUGUACUCGAUACGAUAAUGUAUCAGACUGUCUCGCAUCGGCUACAGGUUGAUGAAACUACCCAAUGCGUCCGACAAGAGACUGGAUCGAUGCCGCCUUCUGGAAAAGGAAAGCGAAAGGUGCUCGACAACCUGAGUGGAGGGAUAUCAGCUUUAUCUGGAAGCGCUAUUUUUCGUCGUAACUGACCAUGAGACAGUGCACACAUUGAGAGACCUUCACUGUUGCCUUGAUGAGAAUUGAACUCCAUGUCUUUCAGCUCCCAUGUAGUCCAAUGUUCUUGCCCGGGAUCACCUCUUUCAAGCGAGAUUUAUACUCAACAUGUUCGCAG